Vicia villosa (hairy vetch) is the source of this 534-nucleotide messenger RNA. RefSeq lists its product as uncharacterized. The transcript is spliced from 2 exons. The record is from RefSeq and is a predicted model, not a curated record. Bases 12 to 332 code for a protein of 106 amino acids. Lineage: Eukaryota; Viridiplantae; Streptophyta; Magnoliopsida; Fabales; Fabaceae.
UGAAGAGGGAGAUGGAUGGUAUGAAGGCGCUAUUUAAGACAAUGAUGAAGCAACAAAACCCACAAAUGAGCGACGACGAGAUCUCUAAUUUGAUGGCAAGUGCUAUGGGCUGUUCCAUUAGUUCUACUGCUGCUCCUGCUGAUCCACAUUCGUCUGCAUCAACUCAUAUUCCGCAUUGCGAACAGGGUGGAGAGGAAGCAGAUUGUGAUGAAGAUAUGGAAGAAGCUUGUGAUGAUCAUGAAGAUGUGGAAGGAGGUUAUGCUGAAGAUGUUGAAGAAGGUGGUUGUUCAGAAGAUGUGGAAGAAGAGCAAGGAGAAGAUCAAGAAGAAUAGUUGUUUUAUGUUAUCUAGCCCAGUUUUUAGAACUUUUUUUGGUUAUUUUGGGAUGACUCCAUUUUGAGAGAAACUUGUGGUGGUACAACUUAAAUAGUGUAGGGAUCAUGGAUCAACUUAAUAUGGUUGUUUUGAUUUUGAAUUUGGGAUGAAAAACUUAGUAUCCAACUAUUAUUAGUGGAUGAACUACUAUUAAUGUUAA